Messenger RNA from Hylaeus volcanicus, 1804 nucleotides. Its product is annotated as 26S proteasome non-ATPase regulatory subunit 14-like. Gene Ontology annotation, biological process: protein deubiquitination; proteasome-mediated ubiquitin-dependent protein catabolic process. Lineage: Eukaryota; Metazoa; Arthropoda; Insecta; Hymenoptera; Colletidae. The record is from RefSeq and is a predicted model, not a curated record. Gene Ontology annotation, cellular component: proteasome regulatory particle, lid subcomplex. Bases 175 to 1122 code for a protein of 315 amino acids. Gene Ontology annotation, molecular function: metallopeptidase activity; proteasome binding; protein binding. The transcript has 4 exons.
AAAGAAUAAAGCAUCGAAAAUUAUAUUAAAUACAUAAAAUGGGCUUACCAAUUUUUUCUUCACAUUCUUCGUAAGGUUUUUGUGUAGGCACAGACUGUCACGAAACAUGACACAGUUACCGAGUACGUGAGACAAUCUGUGUUAUUGCUUUGUUUUGAUAAAAAGAAAAAAAAUAUGGCGGGUUUCCCACAAAAUAUACGUCAAAUUCUUGGUCAAGUUCGAGAUAUGGGUAUAAACGGAAAUAAUGUGGAUCCUUUAGCUUCUAUUGAUGAUACUUCAGAACAAGUGUAUGUUUCCUCAUUAUCACUAUUGAAAAUGUUAAGACAUGGUCGAGCGGGUAUUCCUAUGGAAGUUAUGGGUCUAAUGUUGGGAGAAUUCAUUGAUGAAUAUACUAUUCGUGUUGUUGAUGUUUUUUCAAUGCCUCAAUCAGGGAAUACCGUUUCAGUGGAAGCAGUCGAUCCCGCUUAUCAAGCUGAAAUGUUAGAGAUGUUAAAACGUACUGGACGACCUGAGGUUGUAGUUGGAUGGUACCAUAGUCAUCCUGGUUUUGGAUGUUGGUUUUCUGGAACGGAUGUUAAUACACAGCAAAGUUUUGAACGCUUGAAUCGCCGUGCUGUUGGUGUUGUUGUUGACCCUAUUCAAUCAGUUAAAGGAAAAGUUGUGAUUGACUGUUUUCGCUUAAUUAAUCCACACUCCUUAGUUACCGUUCCAGAGCCACGACAAACUACCUCCAAUAUUGGGCAUCUACAAAAACCAACCAUCACAGCUUUAGUUCAUGGUUUAAACCGUCACUAUUAUUCACUUGUUAUAAGUUAUCGCAAAGGUGAUUUUGAAGAAGAAAUGCUUUUGAAUUUUAAUAAAUCAAGUUGGAUUCAAUCCCUUACUGUUUUGCCUUUUACCGAACAAAAAAAAGAACAAGAGACUUGUUUGUCUACAUUAAAAGACUUAACAAAAAGAUAUAUUACUGAAGUUGAAGAAAUGCAAACUCAUUCAAAACAGUCUAAUAUACCAAAGGUGGGUAAAUUAGAUGCUAAAAAACACUUACAAUCCGCUGUUAACGAUCUGCUUAUGAAUUCUUUAAUGCAAACAUUUACUGCUAUGAUUGGCGCUAAAAUUUUUUAAUUCUACCUUUCAAAAAAAAACGGUUUACUUUAUGGAGUAUGUCUGUUAAAUAAAAAGAGAAAAACGGUUCUCAUUUAAGAAAAAAAAAAAAGGAGUUUUCAUGAAACUAUUACUGACUAUCUUGAAUAGAAGAUUCAAACAAAGUAGCACUUCACCAUGUCAGUGUUUUAUACGUCUGACGAAAGACGACGUUGUAUGAAUUGUUUUUUACGUCUUUGAAAAGAUAUUGAACAAACACAUGAAAAUCAUUAACACAAACGGAAUCUUUAGAAAACGUUUGUUUUGUUUUCUCUUCCUAACUAGACAUUCAUUCUACGCAGCUUGAAAAUAACAUUUCAUAAAGUUUUAAAGACUUUAUGUUCUUAAUGUAAACGCGGGUUUUUCGUGUGAUCGGCUAUUUGCUCGUCUGUGCCGGUAUUUUGAGCUUCAUUUUUAAAAUGUCUCACAGGAGGAAGAAGAAUUUUAUAACACGCCACCCAUGAUAUUACUUCGACAAAAGAUAGGAAGUAAGAAACAAACUUCAUCUUUUAUUCAUAUUUCUAUGUCUUCGUUGUACAACACGAAACUCCCGACCAUAACAAAGACGUUGUUAUAUCUUUUACUAUAAAUGUAACUCCCGACCUGAACAAAGACGUUGUUGCAUCUUUUACUAUAAGCACAAUGCAGCACCUAAGGCUAUACG